AUGUGUCGCGAGACUCCUGACAAUGACACCGUGGUCGAUCACCUCAGCGACUCGGGCGCCUCUGAUAAAGAGUCGAAAAAGCGUUCUUUCUUCAAGAUCGAAAGCUCUGGAGAUCACCCGAACAAUCACAAGAGACUUUGCCUGCCUCCCGUGCUCAAGACUGAGGUUGUCUCUGUCAUGGAGAUGAAGCGAACCUUCUUCCACGAUCAUCGUCCACUGUGUGGCAUCAGCUUGAGAGUUGCUGGUGACCAGAAUUAUGUCAACCUUGUCAUGUCUGGCCUUCCUUCUCUCCCUCCCAUGUGUUUCUCAGCUAACGCAAUCAUCAGUCCGAUCGAGCUCAUCAACGACGAGGACACGAAGAUCAUAGUCUUCACACAUGCAGACACCACAUUUGCGGACAAUCGUCUGCUUAUGGAAGACGGCAGUACGGAGGCGGCCGACGGCAUGCCAGCAAAGAACGUGGUGUUCCAGGGCACAUAUCCAAACCUCUACCGCCGAGAAGUUGUUGUGGUGGCUGGAGACUGUUGGUACAAGGUCAAUCUCUGCAAAGGCGACGACGUCCUUUGUCUCAACCCGAAAAGCUCCACACCUACCCUCUGCUUCAGCAACGAAUGCGAAUUUCCUCACAGUUCGUACAUCCGACUGACCAGCGACAUGCUUAUUCCGCACAUCCCCCAAAAGAUGGAGGCGUGGAAUUUUCCGAAUCCCGCCCACUUCAACCACACCGUCCCGGCAAUUCCCUUGGAGUAG
Messenger RNA from Fonsecaea multimorphosa CBS 102226, 750 nucleotides. RefSeq lists its product as uncharacterized. Bases 1 to 750 code for a protein of 249 amino acids. NCBI's taxonomy places the organism in Eukaryota, Fungi, Ascomycota, Eurotiomycetes, Chaetothyriales, Herpotrichiellaceae. The transcript has 5 exons. The record is from RefSeq and is a predicted model, not a curated record.